Anopheles marshallii is the source of this 489-nucleotide messenger RNA. RefSeq names its product coiled-coil domain-containing protein 12. The transcript is spliced from 2 exons. Bases 1 to 489 code for a protein of 162 amino acids. The record is from RefSeq and is a predicted model, not a curated record. NCBI's taxonomy places the organism in Eukaryota, Metazoa, Arthropoda, Insecta, Diptera, Culicidae. Gene Ontology annotation, cellular component: U2-type spliceosomal complex; post-mRNA release spliceosomal complex.
AUGGCAGCAGCGACAGGAAAACUGGAGGCGGAAGCCCUCAAGCGUAAAAAUCGUCUGCGGGAACUACGAGGAAAGCGAACACAUGAGGAACAUUACAGCAGAAUCAACGACGAAGGUACAACUGUCCCAAAGCCUGUGUUUCGAAAUUACAAGCCAGAAACUGAAGAAUUUCCCGAACUCAUGCCAAUGGACGAUCACGCCGGGGUUGUCGAAAAGGAGGUUGGUACACAUCUACAAAUGAUGAAAACUCCGAUCGUUAUUGAAGAGAUCGAUAUUGUUAAUCUUGCCCCGCGGAAACCUGACUGGGAUCUGAAAAGAGACGUUUCUAAAAAGUUGGAAAAAUUAGAACGUAGAACGCAAAAAGCUAUCGCAGAACUGAUACGCGAGCGGCUGAAAGCCGGACAGGAGCAGGACAUACUUCAAGCUGUAAAUAUUGCAGCGUCUGCUGCAUCUGUAACACUUCAAGAAACGUAUAAUCCAGAACAUUAA